AUGGGCCGAAUGGCCGAUGUGAAGACAAACGGCCAUGUCGUUUGGGAUCUCACCUCGCCGGGCUCCAAUGAUGAGAGAACCGAUUAUUUUUCUCUCGGGGAUUCGCUCCCGCCAUUUUCUCUCCUCACCUCAGACGAGGACCGGGAAAGGAAAGCAGAGGCAUUUAGUCCCGGCACGUACCAUGUCGUCAUGACACCCGACAGUUUCUCCUCGCUGCCAGAAUAUGCAGACGAUGCGGCUGAGAAACCUAGAUCAAACCCCAUCAGCGAUUGUAGGAAAUCAGCGGCCCCCAGUCCUACUAGGACCGAGUGCAAGAUCAAACGCGAAGACCCCAAUGUAGUGAUCUUGAAGACUUUCGAGGAUGUUACUCGUCGCUCACCGUCCAGUGGAAAGAUCUCGAGGAUUUCUCCAAGUUCCGAGAUCUCGGAUCCAUUCUGCAAUCUGUCUCUGUCUCCGGGUUUCACGUCGCUCCCCUCGCCAGAUGUCAAGGUUGAGGAAAUCUCAUUCUUGGACCCGCGCCUUGAUCAGCAAAGUCAAGAUUCUACUCUCUUUACUCACUUCCGUCAUGUCGUAUGGAGGCAAUUGUUCCCUCAUGACUACCGGCUGGAUGAUUCUUCUGGAUCGGAUAAGCAUUUCAUGACACUCAGCGCGGACUUCCUAGAGCAGGAAGCCACUCAUUUCCCUGCUCUUUCUCACGCUAUGAUGGCCGUAUCGGCCCUUAGUCUCUCGCACAGCGGCACAGGUCACAAUGUCGAUGCGCUCCAAUACUACCAACAGGCUUUCCCUUCCCUCCAGGUUAGCCUGCGGAAUAAUGAUGAUCUUGUUUCCGAUGGGCUGUUUCUCACUCACUUCCUCCUCCUAAUUUACGAGAUCGCCGCUGCGGAACCACAUGGCUCAAAUCUUUGGUCUCAUCAUAUCUCUCGUCUCCUCCACAUCGCCUUCCUUCGACGGGACAAAUAUGGCCAGGAACCCCACCCAUUCAUCCUCUGGUGGGUAUGCCACAUCGACUUGUACGCCCUGUUAAGUGGGGCAGGAACGGGAGAAUUUGUACGAGCCGUCAUCGAGCACCAGAUGCUUCCUGGGUCCGAAUGUCUUCUCUAUCCUUCUGCGCCAGAGGGCUACAGUGUGAUUUACUCCGAUGAGCAUGAAAGCUUACCGGUGAUCAUGCGCCUAUAUCACGACACAUUCCGGUUAGCUGCUCAACUAGGCAUCUUAGCUACUCGACUUCGCCAAGAUAAACAGAAUUUGCCAUUCGCAGAGUUCAACCCGCGAUCACGAGAAGUGACCGAUCUGCGCCAGGCUCUCGGCCGAUUAUGGGAAUCGCCUGAUGUCGCCUUUUUACAUCAACACCAGGAUAGCCUUCCGCGACGGUCUCAGGAAAUCUUGCAGCAGUCGGCAACAUUGUACCAUGCUUGCCAACUCUUCUCCUACAGCAGCAUGUGGCCCGGGCAACGUGUCGGGUCAGAGUUCUCCCCGGAUACUGAAAUCGACCACCACGCAUCCGAAAUCUUGCGCUUGGCCGAGCGUACUACAAACACUCGGCGAGCUGACCGACACUUCCUGGUAUUCCCGCUAUUCCUGGCGGGUGCUACGGCGUCAGCAAGCGGGCUCAAGAUGAUGGCAAUGGAGUUGAUGACGAGCAUGGAAGAUGAGGAAGACGGCAUGGGCCGCAACACAGCGACGACUCGUGCUAUUCUCCAGAUCGUCUAUGAGCGGCAGUUAGAGCGACUCAGGCGCGUGGGCCAUACAUUCGAUGUGGAUUGGUCGGAUCUGAUGACCCAGGAGGGUCUGCAGAUGGUCAAUUUCGGGUUUUGA
Molecule: messenger RNA, 1815 nt
Organism: Penicillium paradoxum
Lineage: Eukaryota; Fungi; Ascomycota; Eurotiomycetes; Eurotiales; Aspergillaceae
Exons: 5
Coding region: 1-1815 (604 amino acids)
Biological process (GO): positive regulation of transcription by RNA polymerase II
Cellular component (GO): nucleus
Molecular function (GO): DNA-binding transcription factor activity; transcription cis-regulatory region binding
Source: RefSeq, a predicted model, not a curated record